AGCAAUUAUUCCUCAAAAUGGAGAGACAGGAUCUAAAGAGAUGUUACCCAUAAUGCUUGAAGAUGAAGAUUCUUCUUCAAUUAUUUAAAACUCUGUUACUGUUUAUUUAAUAUUUAUUUAUCAUGUGAUGUAAUUAUUUUUUGAAUUAAUGAUAGUUUUUAUAGUUAAUUUUAAUUUCUUAAUAGUUGAAGACCAUAUAAACUAUUUUCAAAUACUCCACCCAGUGAACCAUCAAUUUCACUACAUCUAAUGAAAACAGAUAAGAAAACCAUGUUGAAACGGUAGGUUUGUCUGGAGUCCUCCCUUCAGAGGUUUAUUUAGGCCUAGCAGUGUGGACCCCAGCCCAUAAUAAUCCUGCAGACACACCUGUAGAGGAGAGUAUAAAGACCCUGGUCAGCACUGAGUCAAACAUAAAGCAUCAGGAGUGUCUCCACAGCAGCUCUCCACAGAAGCUCCACAGCCUCCAGACCGACCCUGAAGAUGACUCCCACUGCCAGCCUGCUGCUGCUGCUCCUGCUCGGCCUCUCUCAGUCUCUUCCUCUCCAGGAGGAAGAAAGCGAGGAAGAGGCCCCUGACGACACCGUUGACAUCACCACCAGGAUUCUGACCUCCAACAACGGCACCGAUGAGAUCCUGCUGGAAGGAGACCUGCUGGCUCCCAGAACCAGAAACGCCAUGAGGUGCUGGUCCCAGAGCUGCCUGUGGAGGAAAGGCUCCAACGGCUUGGUCGUGAUCCCCUUCACCGUGAGCAGAGAGUUCACCAGCUGGGAGAGGCAGAAGAUCGACUCCGCCAUGAAGUCCUUCCACAGCAGGACCUGCAUUCGCUUCGCCCCCCGUCAGAACGAGCGCGACUACAUCAGCUUUGAGAACAAAGCCGGAUGUUUCUCCGCUCUGGGCAGAGUGGGAGGCAGACAGGUGCUCUCUCUCAACAGGCAGGGCUGCAUCUACCACGGCAUCGUCCAGCACGAGAUCAACCACGCUCUGGGCUUCCAGCACGAGCAGACCAGGAGCGACCGCGACAACCAUGUCAGGAUCAACUGGGAGAACAUCAACCCACAGAUGGCCUACAACUUCUACAAGCAGUCCACCAACAACCUCAACACUCCCUACGACUACUCCUCCAUCAUGCACUAUGGAAAAACUGCCUUCUCCAUCCAGUACGGAAGAGACAGCAUCACCCCCAUCCCCGACCCCAACGCCCAGAUCGGCCAGAGGCAGGGCAUGUCCUACUGGGACAUCAUGAGGAUCCACAGGCUCUAUGGCUGCUAACAACAAUGUUGACGCCUCAUAUACUAAAUUGACA
Scophthalmus maximus (turbot) is the source of this 1303-nucleotide messenger RNA. Its product is annotated as high choriolytic enzyme 1-like. NCBI's taxonomy places the organism in Eukaryota, Metazoa, Chordata, Actinopteri, Pleuronectiformes, Scophthalmidae. Gene Ontology annotation, biological process: proteolysis. Bases 481 to 1269 code for a protein of 262 amino acids. Gene Ontology annotation, molecular function: zinc ion binding; metalloendopeptidase activity. The transcript has a single exon. The record is from RefSeq and is a predicted model, not a curated record.